GAAAUUUAUUCUUUAUGUGCCGUUGGGAGCAGCAGCAACAUGGCAGAUGACAAGGACAUAUUGAGAGACGUGUGGUUUGGCCGGAUACCCACCUGCUUCACACUGAACCUGGAUGAGGGCACUGAAAGGGAGGCAGAGCCCUACUAUCUGCUGUUGCCCAGGGUAAGCUACCUGCCUCUGGUUACAGACAAAGUAAAAAAGCACUUCCUUAAAGUGAUGAGGACAGAUGACGUGGAGGAGAUGUGGUUCGAGUAUGAAGGAACACCCCUGAAAUGGCACUACCCUAUUGGAGUUCUGUUCGACCUCCAUGCCUCUAACACUGUCUUACCGUGGAGCAUUACUGUGCACUUUAAGAAUUUUCCAGAUCAUGAUCUACUCCACUGCUCGUCCAACUCUGUGAUAGAGGCCCACUUCAUGUCCAGCAUCAAGGAGGCAGAUGCUCUAAAGCACAAAAGUCAAGUUGUCAACGACAUGCAGAAGAAAGACCACAAGCAGCUUUGGAUGGGCCUGCAGAACGAUAAGUUCGACCAAUUCUGGGCCAUGAACAGGAAGCUGAUGGAGUAUCCCACUGAGGAGGGAGGCUUUAGGUACAUCCCAUUCAGAAUAUACCAGACAAUGAGUGACAGGCCAUUCAUCCAGAAACUGUUUCGCCCCAUUUCAUCUGAAGGCAGCACACACACGCUGGGCGACCUGCUGAAGGAGAUGUACCCCGAUGCGCUUACGAAUGACGUUGCUUUUAGUGAAAAGAACCAGAAGUAG
Messenger RNA from Menidia menidia (Atlantic silverside), 759 nucleotides. The record is from the annotation of a GenBank genome assembly. NCBI's taxonomy places the organism in Eukaryota, Metazoa, Chordata, Actinopteri, Atheriniformes, Atherinopsidae.